GUGUGAAUGGAAGGGAAUGUUUCCACUAAAGCUCACAAUGAUUCCUAUUUAAUUAUUAUUAUUAUUUAUUUAUUUAUUUAUUUAUUUAUUUAUUAUUAUUAUUUGGCAAAUCUGAACAAUUGAGUGCAAAAUACAGAAUGCUAUAUGCGUAAAUAAAAAUGCAUACAGGGCAAAUAACAGUUAUUAACAACAACAUGAUGUAGCUCUUGAAUAUUUCCAUGUGAAGAUUUUCUCUGACUGGCACGCGCACGGCCACGGCUGGUUGCUAGGAGACGCUGUUUGGCGUUUCACUGUUUGAGUUUCUGAGGUAAAAACCUGGAGUUAUCUUUCAGCCGAUACAAUUUAAUUUGAAGUAAAUUUCAAGGCGGGAAUACAUUCAUGAAAAGGUAAGAUGCUUUUAAAGAAUACUUUUAAAUGUUUUUAGAUUUGUUGCGUCACAGCAUGAUAAAAAGCAACUUUUGAGAUAGAAAGCUAGCUGGCUAACUACUGUAACUUAUAUUAGCGUUUAUAGCUUUGAAAAAAAGUUACAGUUUAUACAUUUUUACAAAUUUAUGUCUUUAAAAGUAGCACACACGUGUAAAGAUAAUGUUUAAUUAUUAUUUAAGACUCGUGAGAAUAUAGAAUAGCACAACAUUACAAAAUUCAGUAGACAGAACUGAAUUCGUAAUAUAUAACUUAUAUUCUACUAUAUACUGUUUAUAUAAUAUUUUACAGAUAUGGGUCUUUACACAAAUGUGGAAGCAAAAAUGUUCAGAAAUGAGGCAAAAGGAUUUCCAAUAUAUGAAGUGCCCAUAUAAAUCCAAUCAGAACAGAAGCAGACUUCUUUCUUACCUUGCCAGGUGAGCCCUGUCAUCACAGAUUUCCCCCGCAUCCUGACAAAACCCAGCUGUGUUGGGUCUCAAAUAGACUUUCACUUUCCUCUCCUCUGCAAUCUGCCCCCUAAAUCCAUGUCUCAACAAAGACCUACAGAAUGAGCUGGGGUCAGAGCACAAGCCCAAACAUUUCCUCCACAGACAAAUCAGGGAACACAAUGGCUCUUCCAAAACUUAAAGCCAGGCAUGGGAUUGUCAGAAAGCCCGUCAUAGCCUCUCUCGCAGGGACCACCAAAGCAGUAUCCUUGUCCCAAAGGCCGCAACCUCCUGCUAAGCCCAGAUCAGAGAGGCCUUUAUCAGCAGGUGGAUCUUACAAACCUUGCACACUUGCUCAGCAGGUUUCAGGUGAGGAGACGAAAAACUUCAGCAAUCGACAGCCGGAUUCGGGCAGCUGUAAUGACAAUGAGGUGUCAGGCUCUGUGAAUUCAGCACAGAAUGGGCAUAAAAGAGCGCAGAGAGGAAAGAGUGAAACAUUCCGGGAGCCUCAUAAACAUCAAACUCUCUCCAAACACAGCAGCUCCCAGAGUCACACCAGCAGCGCUGGCUCAAGCAACAUCCCAAGUGUCAAAUCCACCUCUGAGCUGCUAAAUGAAGCCAGACUUAUUGCUGGACCUGAGCUGCCAGAUGAGGUUGACCAGCAGAGGUCGCCAAAUGAGACCUUAGCAGACACGUUAGUGAAGGGAAGCGGGCACAUAGAGGAGGAUAGUGGUGCUGUUGUACAUUCUAUGGAAAGAGAAGCUGGACACAGUUGCAGCUCUGAUAAUAAGGGGCCAACUCAAAGAGACACUUCAGUACCAAAAGAGAAAUGUUCCCCAAGACCAAUGUGCCAUCCACCUGUGUCAUCUGGUGUCUACAAGAUGGCUGAGUCAGUUUUACAGAAGGAUUCUGAUGUUGGCUCUGAUGGUGGAGGACUCCAGGAUCUCUUAUCCCAGGUGACCAAUGAAGAUAUAAUAAUGGCCCGUGGAUGUAGCUUGACUCCAGUUCAGAGACCAGAAAGGACAUCCCAUCAGACCAAAACCAUUCAAGGCCUUUCACUACUGGCAACCUGGACACCUAAAAAAGAUGCAGAAGGGUAUAAAACCAUCCACCAUUUGUGUACCACUCCUGCUAGUCAAGUCGUGCCUGUUGAGUUACAACUUGCUUCUAGAAUCUGCCACACUCAAAACCUGAUCACUGCAACAGCACAGUUUAACCAGCAGAGGACAGCACUUGGAUAUAUAUCUCAUCCUGACAUGCAAAGGCUGCUGUGUGAAGGUGUUUCUGUUGAUUCUGCUGGGGUUUCAGCAAAGACAGACUGCAUUUCCCACAUGCCUAAACAAACGUCAGAUACUUUGGAGAACUGGCAGAGAAUAGCAGAGUAUUACGUGGAGAGACCAAGGAUUAUGAUGUGUGGACGUGCUGCAACAUUGUGUCCCAGUGAGCUCAGAAUGUUCUGGAGCCCAGCACCUCCCAAAUUCAUAUGCGCCCCCUGUGUUAUGAAAGACACACUUUUCCCCAAAUACCAGAUAACCCAAGCAGACCUGUGCAAAGAGAAUCUGUUGGAUGAUCUGCACAAUGUGGAGGAGUCAGUUAGCCAUGUGAUGGACACAGAGCAGGUUACUUCUGAGGAAAAUGUCUCGCCUAUUAAGUGUAAGUCUGUGGCAGACUUCAGAACAACAGCCUCACCGACUCCCUCUGGGUUCAUCUCAGCAGAACAGGCAAGACGGCCAUGCUCUGCCCCGCAAUUAACCCAAGAUCUUGAGCCCCAUUUUCGGCUGCAGUCCGACUUCACCAGCCUUUCCCUGGAGCUGGAGCAUGUGCGGUGGCAGCGGCAACAGAACUCAAUCUGUGCAGCUCUGGCCAAAGAAUCCCCAUCCAAUGCCAAACAGACAAAGCCUCAGGAGGUUCACACAGAGCCCAACUCAUCAGAGCAGCCCUGCCAGGUCCCAAACCACAGGCGGAACAAAGGCAAAGAGAAGGCAAGGGUGUCCCAUUUCAAACGCAGGGCCAAGAAAAGAGGAAAAACACUGGACUCUGUCAAGAUGGCCUAUGUUUGGAAAAAACUGGGAGAGCCAUCACGGACACUAACAAGGAGUGAGUCUCUGUGUCAGUUACCAUGGGAGUCUAAAACCUCCAGAGGGCAAUUUUCACCCCUCCUCUUCCCCAGUCUGCCCAUUCUCCUGGAUUUUGAGACCUUUGCCACAGAUCAUGGUGGGAUACCUGACAGGACACCCCCUCGAGAGUGGGUCAGAGACAUAUGGGACGCCUGGUUUGACGAGGUCUUCCCCCCUCUGGAAAAUCUCCAGAGUGCAGGCUCUUUUCCUUGUGGUCUGGAGGAGAACCAGCUUCCACAGGAUGAGAUCCAGGAUCUGGACAAAGUGGUUUUGGAUGAAAGUCUCAAUACAGUUGAUUUGGAGCAUGAAGUGGCCAAACUGACCCAAAAUAUGACUGAAAGUGGAAACCACAGUGCCUUCGACUGUUGUCGUCGUGGAGCACUUUACAUAAAACUUGGUUAUCUCAACCAGGCCCUUAAAGAUCUCAGUGCUGCCAUCUCCCUGGAGCCCCAUUUACUGGAUGCCUACUGGCACAGACACCACAUCUACCUGCUGAGAAACGACCCCGAUAGAGCUCUGGACGAUCUAAACGUCAUCGUUGAGAACAAGAAGAAGCAUGCAGACGCCUUCAUGUCUACAGCAGAAAUCUACAAACAAAGAGGGGAAACCACACUGGCUCUAUUCAACUACACCCAAGCCAUCAAAGUCAAGCCAGAUGAUGCAGAGAUCUACUUUAAGAGGGCAAAGAUGUAUGAAAAGAUGGGCGAGAUACUGCUGGCCAUGGAGGACUAUGCCAAAACCUUCACCAUUGACUCUACAAGGACUGAUGCAAUGAUGAUCCAUGGAAUACAGCACUUCAACACCUCCAAAUGGAUGCAGGCCCUGGAAGACUUCUCCCUGCUGCUGAAGCAAGAACCUGGGAAUGCUACAGCCAGAACAUACAGAGGAAGAAUCUAUACCAAGCUGGGUCAGUUUGAGAAGUCUAUUGAGGACUUUUCUCUGGCUGUGCACUUGGAUCCCAGUAGCUGGUUGGCGUUUUACCACAGAGGGUGUCUGCUGAGGGAGAUAAUGCCUCAUAUGGCCUUAAGGGACCUCAGCACAUCUGGUAACAUCUUCUUCCGGUUUCCCGCUUUGAGUAACUACUGCCAAGACUACUGUCACCUGCUGGUACAGAAAGUUCUCAUCAAUGACAGUGCAGAAAACCUGAGUGCAUUCCUGCACCGCGGUCAGGUCUACAUGACGCUUCGGCGCUGGCAGCAGGCUAUGGCUGACUUUGAAGCUGUGAUCAAACUUGACAGUCACAGCAGAUUUGCAGCUGUUGCCCACGUCAGUUUGGGACUGAUCUGUAUGCUGAAUAUGGGCCGACAAUAUGAGGCCAUUAGAAGGUUCAGUAAUGCAUUGAAGGAGGACCCCACCUAUGUAAAAGCCUACGUUUGCCGGGCCAGAGCCUACUUCAACGUGAAUAAUCUGAGUAGAGCGGUGAAGGAUUUGACUCGAGCCAUACACAUAAAGCCAGACGCUUAUGAUCUGCACAUCAUGAGAGGGAAGUACUUGUAUGAAAUGAAACAGUUUGACCUGGCUACCCUCUGUAUACGGUACGCAGCAGAAAUGAAAACAGCUCUGGGUUUAUCACCGGUCCAGCAAGCUGUCGUCCAAUCGUUCCUGGGGAACUAUGCCAAUGCUGUCGUCUGUCUCGAGGAAGCGGUCGAUACAUGCCCUUCUCCUCCACACCUCAUUCUUCUCGGGAGGACGCUGAUGAGGGAGCACAGGUUCAAAGAAGCAGUGGAGAGUAUCAGAAAGGCCCUGUCACUUCUGGGUACCAAUAAAACUAAACUCAUUACUGCACAAGAGGCUGCAGAGGUCUUCUAUCUUAUGGGCAUAUGCUACAUGAAACAAAUGCUUUUGUUACAGGAGAGUGAAGACUCUCUUCUCCUCCAUGCUUUGGAUGCUUUUAACAGCGCUGUGAGCAUGAACCCAGACCACGCUGAGGCUCACCAUCAGAGAGGACUGUGCCGCGUACAUCUACAAGACUCCACAGGUGUGCAGGACUUUAACAAAGCACUCCAAAUAAACCCCAACCUCUAUCAGGUGCAUCUCAGCCGAGCUGCCCUUUAUGGGGCUCAAGGACGAUAUGCAAAGGCUGUACUCGACUGUAAUGAAGCUAUCAGGAUCCAGCCCAAGAGUGUCAGAGCAUACUUGUAUAAAGGAGCUCUUAAAUUCUAUUUGAAAGCAUACAAGAGUGCAGUGGAGGAUCUGACAAUGGCAGUCCAGAUGGACAGUGCCUGUUCAUUUGCUUACUACAACCGCGGCGUAUGUUUUCAUGAGCUGCGGGAUUAUGAACUGGCUCUCAGAGACUAUAGCAUUACACUGCUCUUGGGCUGUAAGACGGAGCUUGAGCUGAAAGUCUUGAUAAACCGUGGCCUUCUUUAUGUGGAGCUUAAUGACUAUGACAGUGCCCUUCAGGAUUUUAAGGCUGCAGCACAGAAACAACCAGAGGAUGUAAAAAUUCUUCAUGCACUGGGAGUUAUUCACCACAGGCUUGGCCAAUUACAGGAAGCUGUGGAUGCUUACAGCCAAGCUUUAAGACUUGAUCCCUUCUUGCAAGAUUCCCAUGUGGGCAGAGGCAAUGUUUUCAUGGAUUAUGGGCACAAUCACGCCAGGAAACAAGCUCAGAGGGACUUCCUCUCAGCCCUGCAUCUCAAUCCACUCUGUUCAAGUGCCCGCAUUAGCCUGGCAUACAACUUACAGGUUUUGGGAUUCUUCGAGAGAGCCUGGAAUCAGUUUACUGUGGCUGUAGAGGUGAACCCUAAAUGCUGGGCGGCGUAUGAAGGCAGAGCUGUUACCAGCCUACAGAUGGGCAACAUGUUUGCAGCCCUGCAGGACAUUAACACUGCUAUAAAGUGUAACCCUCAUGCAGAGCAGCUCUUCACAAACCGAGGUCUGAUCCAGCAGUUCAUGGGAGAUAAAGCUAGUGCCAUGAAGAACUACCAGACCGCUAUCGGCCUCAACCCGGAAUAUUCCCUUGCUUACUUCAACGCUGCCAACCUCUUCUUUUACAAUGGACAGUUUGAGCAGGCAUGUGAGAACUACAGCCGAGCAUUUGAGCUGGACCCCUCAGAUGAGUCUGCCAUCCUGAACCGAGCCAUCACUCACGCUCUGCUGCGGAAGGUCCCAGCAUCCCUGCAGGAUUUCAAUGAGGCUCUCUGCCUCAACCCGCUGUCUGCACAUGCCUACUUUAACAGAGCCAACCUGUACUGCUCUCUCAGACAGUUCCAAUCAGCUGAGAGGGACCUUACGCAAGCUCUGAUGCUGCAGCCUGGAGAUGCUCUUCUCUAUAAACUGAGGGCUGAUGUUCGGGGUCAUCUGGGAUGGAAGGAGCAGGCGCUGGAUGACUACAGAUUGGCAGUGGAGCUUCAGGACUCGAGAUGCUGCUCAGGGUUGGAGAAUGAUCAAAAUGAGAUUUUUGCUUCUUAGAUUAUUAUAAUUAGUUAAUGCAAUACAGUUGUUGAACAUUCUUGUCUUAAUUUUGUUGCAUGCAAUCAGUUUAGAAUUGUUAAAUGUGAGUCUGAAACUACAUUAAAAAAAUUAUUAAAUUUGUGCAAAACCAAGAUCCAGAUUGACAAUUUAAUUUGAUUGUUUUUUCCAUCAUCCAGCCAUCUGUUAUAAUACUCUACUAAAUUAAAACAUAGUUUUUAUUCUUUAUUUCUUAUUCUACACCAGACAGAUAUCAUUAGCAACUGUUAAAUAAUGUAGUAA
Messenger RNA from Cyprinus carpio (common carp), 6661 nucleotides. RefSeq names its product tetratricopeptide repeat domain 6 (gene ttc6). Lineage: Eukaryota; Metazoa; Chordata; Actinopteri; Cypriniformes; Cyprinidae. The transcript has 32 exons. Gene Ontology annotation, molecular function: protein binding. The record is from RefSeq and is a predicted model, not a curated record. Bases 971 to 6379 code for a protein of 1802 amino acids.